UUCCGGUCCGUCCAUUAGAUGCCAUCUGAACAUGCAUGCAAAGAAGUCAACUGUAGUGUGAGGACAUAAGCCAUCGGUCAAGUGAUUAUAGAGUAACAUCAGUUAGAAACUACCAUCACCAAAAUGUUGCGAAGAGUAUGUGCGUGUGUCGCCGCUUUGAUAGUCUUCCUUCCAGUUGUUUCUGCUGUGGUGACCAUUCGACCAAUCUCCAACAUCUACUUGCCAUACAAUUACAAUGGCGAUCAAGGCCUCUUCGGUAUUGAUGUUGCUGCAGUGGAGCAGACUGGAUAUGAUACUAACAACAAAAUUGCUUAUUCAGCAGGCGAUAGCUAUAUCCACAUCACUGAUUGGUCGGAUGUGACCACGCCCACUAUACUAGACCGUAUUGCUGUGCAGACGACUUGCAACGAUAUCGAGACUUGUGGUGAUUAUGUGGCGUUCGUCCUCCAGGGAACGCAGUCGACAGACAACGGAACUCUGCAUAUUUACCCCCUCUACGACAAAGCUCAUGGAAACUGGACGCAACUUCAUGAAAUCUCACUCGGUAGCAAACCUGAUAUGCUCCAUUUCUCUCACGAUUGUCGUACGAUUGUCGUCGCAAACGAAGGAGAAGCCGACCAGAAUGCCGACAUGACAGAAUUCAUCAACCGUGAAGGGUCCAUCUCCAUCGUCCGAUUAUCCGCCGAUGGCUCCACGUUUAGUUCAUCUUUGCUCAACUUCACUCAGUUUAAUGACAGAGCGGAUGAAUACGUCGCAAGAGGAGUGCGUUACCCAUACCGCGGGGAGUUAGAUGGUGCCAAUGAUACAUUCGCCCAAAACAUAGAGCCUGAAUACAUCACAUAUAAUUAUGAUGAUACGAAAGCAUUCGUUGCCUUACAGGAAAACAAUGCUAUUGCCGUGGUGGAUCUGGUUGCUGAUGAGAUAGAGGAUAUUUAUCCCCUUGGUGAAAAGAAUUGGAUUGACUUUGAUCUAGAUGCAAGCGACAAAGAUGAUGCUAUCAUUUUUAGGAGAAACAAUAUUUCCAGCUUCUACCAACCUGACGGGAUCAAGUAUUUCGAAGUGGAAGGGGUCGGCUAUAUCAUCACGGCCAAUGAGGGCGAUAAUUUUGAAUACACGCUGGGUACCGAGGAAUGGACAGAGGAGCAGAGAGGAAACGACUUCAAAGCAGAUGAUUUUGCAGACACAUUUGAUGACGGGCUGAUAGCUAAACUAGAUGAUAAUAACAUUCUUGGACGUCUGCAUUUCAGCACCGUCGAUGGUCUGGACAGUUCGGGUAAAAUUGAGAAGCUUUAUUUCUUUGGAGCACGAGGGUUUUCCAUUUUCAGGGCCUCCAACAUGACACUCGUCUACGACAGCGGCGAUGAGGUGGAGAACAUGAUAGCCAAGUUCUACCCUGACGUCUUCAACACGAACACUAAACCAGAUGAUCCUGCCACCGAGACACCGGCCGACUUGUUUGAUAAACGCUCCGACAAUCUGGGUCCCGAAUGUGAAUCGGUGGAGAUUGGCGAACUCGGUGGACGUCGUAUAUUUUUCGUCGGCGUGGAUCGUACAGCAGCGAUCCUCAUCUACUCUCUCGAAUCCGGCGAGGUCAUACCGACGUUCGAAAGCGUGUAUCGUGCGGGUGGCCGUGAUGAUACGUUCCAAAACCUUCUUGACAACCGCAACCUGGGCGACCUCGAUCCUGAAGAUCUCAAGUUCAUUCCUGCAUCUGAGAGCGUCACAGGAGUGGCCAUGUUGAUGGUUACGAGUACAGUAAGUGGAACUAUUUCUCUCUACGAGGUUUAUGAUGAUUCGUCCACCAUGUCCACGACAGAACCACCGAUGAUGACAACAGGCAACGGCAUCAUUCUGACUUCAUCCAAAGUUCUGUAUUUUCUGUCUAUAAUCUUUGGUUUUCUGAUUUUCCAAUGGUAGGUUUAAACCCUUG
Messenger RNA from Lytechinus variegatus (green sea urchin), 1930 nucleotides. Its product is annotated as mesenchyme-specific cell surface glycoprotein-like. The record is from RefSeq and is a predicted model, not a curated record. Lineage: Eukaryota; Metazoa; Echinodermata; Echinoidea; Temnopleuroida; Toxopneustidae. The transcript has 12 exons. The coding region runs from base 124 to 1917 and encodes 597 amino acids. Gene Ontology annotation, molecular function: protein binding.